This is a messenger RNA of Stegastes partitus (bicolor damselfish), 577 nucleotides long. RefSeq names its product transmembrane protein 14Ca (gene tmem14ca). The record is from RefSeq and is a predicted model, not a curated record. Lineage: Eukaryota; Metazoa; Chordata; Actinopteri; Pomacentridae. The coding region runs from base 20 to 439 and encodes 139 amino acids. Gene Ontology annotation, biological process: regulation of heme biosynthetic process. Gene Ontology annotation, cellular component: mitochondrial membrane. The transcript has 5 exons.
UACUGCGGGACAGCGGGCAAUGUUUUUACAUAUUCUCUUGAUUCAGCUAGCUUUCAGCAACAGCUCUGCGUUGCAGGACUCAGACCGUCCUAAUAUUUUUGCAUCUCUGUCCAACAUGUCCGUGGACUGGGUAGGAUAUGGCUAUGCAACUCUGGUGGCAUCAGGGGGAGUCAUUGGAUAUCUGAAAGCAGGCAGUGUUCCCUCCCUGGGUGCUGGUCUCCUCUUUGGGGGCCUUGCAGGUUUUGGUGCCUACCAGAUCUCCAAUGACCCAAAUGAUAUUUGGGUGUCCCUAGCUACAUCGGGAGCUCUGUCUGCUGUCAUGGGAAAGAGGUUCUAUGGAUCGAGGAAGUUCAUGCCAGCUGGUUUGAUGGCGGGAGCAAGUCUUCUGAUGGUGGGGAAGCUGAGUUUGGCGUUGCUCCAGAAGCCCUCAGAGGCUUGAAGAAGUGAAGGUGUUAAACAUUCGCUCAUGUGGACCUCUUAAAGGAGCCUCUCUGCAUUUGUCAUUUAGUGUUGGAAAUCAUGCCAUGUUGUUUAGAAAUUGUAUAUUUGAGGAUGAAAUAUAUUGUUUAUACAGGAA